AUGGCCACAGACAAGUCCAGUCGGCGGUUCCCUUCGGACGACCGCGAGCUCCGUGAUAUCUGGGCUGACGCAUAUGCUGCUUGGGACUUCGGGAACUACUCACCGCAGGGACAGGUUCAGUAUAUCAAACCAGUGCCAAGUGAAGGAAUGGAGGCAUUCGAGCUGGGGGAUCUGCACCUACCACAUCCGGUCAUUUUUGAAAUCACUGCUUUCAACCCUGCUGCGUUAACGAAGUCUCUACCUUCGAUCGAGACUAACUUCAAGAGGCUCAGACAGCUUCGUGAGCGAAUCUUGAAGUUGUCAUCGCCGAGGCCAGCAAUGGUCGUUCAUUCAUUUGGUUUUGAUAAGACAUGGAGGGAGGAUGGCUGUAUGGUUGCUUAUUCUGAAGAAGAGGACAGGGAGAAGGCGAGAACUGAUUUGAUACAAUUGGGUGUGGAGUUUGGCCAAGGAGCUAUAUAUGAAAUCCAGCAGCUGCCCGGUGAUACGCCUGGAAAGGUCGCCACUCGCACUACGGUUCCUUGUUCGAGGGAGUUCGAGGAGACCAGUGCGAUUGUCAAGAUUACAGGGACGAACGCUCCUUUAGAGUUCCCAGAUAUGAUAUGGGAUCCCAUCAAGUACUAUCGUGCACAAGAAUUCGAGGCUAUGCUCACGAGAGCGAUUGAUGAUGAUGAAGAAGAAGAGGAGUUGUGA
Perkinsus marinus ATCC 50983 is the source of this 690-nucleotide messenger RNA. RefSeq lists its product as hypothetical. The coding region runs from base 1 to 690 and encodes 229 amino acids. The transcript has 6 exons. The record is from RefSeq and is a predicted model, not a curated record. Lineage: Eukaryota; Perkinsozoa; Perkinsida; Perkinsidae.